AUGUUUCAAGUACCGAACUCAGUUGAUCUGAGGGCUUACUUACCAGAAGCCUCGAGACAAGCCAUUGCCGACAGCCCCCUCCCAACUUCCUAUUCUCCCGCACUCAGCUGCCCUUCAGCCCAUGACCUGCUCUGUGGCUGUACUGCUUCCCCCUACGUCCCAGAUAGACUUCCCUGGCCUACUAAUUUUGCCGAGGAUAAUUUCCGCCCGACAACGGAAACGAGAGACUGCCUACAGUCUCAGACGUGGGACAAAUACGGAACCAGUCACUGGAACGCAGCUGAACUGUUUGUGCCCUACACUGUUCGCGAUCCGGAUACGUCAGAAGUGCAUCUAACUUCCUCUUCCUCCCCCGACGUCCAUUCUAAUGUCCUAUUUGAUAGCACAGUCACCUCGCCGCCGGAGGAAAAUGCUUCCGGAACCUCUACGUUGCCCCCGAGAUCCUCUAGCCUUCUGCCCGUGCUGGGCUCCAGUCAAGCCAAACCUCCCUAUUCCUACAUCAGCCUUAUAACCAUGGCGAUCCAGUGUUCGCGUAGCCGGAUGUGCACCCUCUCCGAGAUUUACGGUUUCAUUACCAAUUUGUUUCCCUAUUACCGACAGAACAAGCCACGCUGGCAGAACUCUAUUCGUCAUUCCCUCUCCUUCAACGACUGCUUUGUCAAGGUGUCACGGGGACCCGACAAACCGGGCAAGGGCUCCUUCUGGACCCUGCAU
Dibothriocephalus latus is the source of this 714-nucleotide messenger RNA. NCBI's taxonomy places the organism in Eukaryota, Metazoa, Platyhelminthes, Cestoda, Diphyllobothriidea, Diphyllobothriidae. The record is from the annotation of a GenBank genome assembly.